Molecule: messenger RNA, 429 nt
Organism: Protobothrops mucrosquamatus (brown spotted pit viper)
Lineage: Eukaryota; Metazoa; Chordata; Lepidosauria; Squamata; Viperidae
Gene: NPS
Product: neuropeptide S
Exons: 3
Coding region: 1-429 (142 amino acids)
Biological process (GO): neuropeptide signaling pathway; positive regulation of synaptic transmission, GABAergic; positive regulation of action potential
Cellular component (GO): extracellular region
Source: RefSeq, a predicted model, not a curated record
AUGCCCAGCUCGCCACCACCAAAUCGCCUUUGCCAGCUGACCACUGCAAAGUCAUCACAGGACAACUUAACAUACCCAAUUUGCCAUGGGGACAGCUUGCUAUGGACAGCUGGAGAGAGAGAUGGGCAGGCAGGAAGUCUCUUCAGGCUAUAUGCUGUAUUAAUUAUCUGGCUCUCAACAAUGAAUAUGAACGGCUGCUAUCCAAUUGUUGCAUCUAUGAGGAAUAAUCCCCUUUGUAUGAAUUGCCAGCUGCCCAGGAAAUCUGAUUGCCUCCUCCUCCUGCUGAAUGGCUGCCUAGCCAAGAUGGAUGGAUCUGAAGAACUAGCUUUGUUCAGUUCCUUUCUGGAGAAUUCUGAUAUUAAAAGAUCCUUUCGAAAUGGAGUUGGAUCAGGAAUUAAAAAAAUAUCCUUUCGUAGAGCCAAGUCAUAA